AUGGAAAUACAUGGAACAGGAGCAGAAGUCUUGAGCUUGACAUGGAGGAGGGUGACACUUUUGCCCUUGCCGAGUAGAUUAUCAACUGCCCAUUUCAAUGCUGCUUGGCUCCCUUUAUCUUUGUCAAUUGCUACAACCACCACCCCAAACCCCUCCUUAAAACAUGGGUUUUCUCAACACCAUGCAUUUUGGUCUCAUUCUCUGCUUUUCCCAUGUUUAAUGGUGCUACAUGCCAAAGGGAUUGAGAAUAUGGUGAAAAAUUGUAUACUGCGGAAAAAUAACAAGCGUGACUCUCAAGUCUCAAGUAAGGAAGCGAAAUUGCAGUGCUCCUGUUUUCCUUUGCUCAGAAGAAGCCAGAGAGGAAAGAAGGAUAAUCAAAACAAAAACCGAGACCCAAUCUCCCUACUCCUCCUUUACCUCCUCAAUCCUGCUGGCAGCCUCCUUGAUAUCCGGCCGCUUCUCAACGUCCGGCUCACAACACUCGAGCCCUAUCCUGACGAGCCUCUCCAUCUCCGUCACGCUCCUCUCACCGCGCACCAUGUCAGCAUCAAACACCUCGUCAGUGACGGCCUCCGAGACCCAGGCGGCGAGGUCCUGGUCGCUGCUGCCCUGCUGGACGAAAUUCGAAGGGAAGCGUCCCGUCAUGAUCUCGAGCACCAAAAUGCCGAGGCUCCAGACAUCGGUUUUCUUAGUGAUGCGGCCAGCCUGGCGGUACUCGGGCGAUUUGUAGGAUAUCAUGUGGUCCUGUGCGUACUCCUGGUUCACCACCGGGACCAGCCCGUAGUCCGUCAGGAGAGGGGAGUAGUCACCGUCCAGGAGGACGUUCGAGGACUUGAGGUGCCCGUGUGGAGCCGUCAGGCUCGGGAGCUCGUUGUAGAGGUAAACCAGGCCACGGCACACGCCCUUCACAAUUUUCAGCCGGGUCGGCCAGUCCAGACAGUUUCGGCUUCGAGAUCUCUGAACGGCCAAGCUAACUUUGGCGGCAUAAUCGGUCACGAGCAGCUUCUCCUCCUUCCUGUAGUAGAACCCCACGAUCUGGAGAACGUUGGGAUGGGCAAGCCUUCCGAGCCGCCUCAUGUGCUCGUGAAACUCCUCCUUGUUCACGUUGUUCAUGUACCUGAACCUCUUCACGACCAUCAUCUCUCCGUUGUUGAGGGCCGCCUUGUAAGUCGACCCGAACACGCCGCUGCCCAGGAUCUCGGCAGAGGCCUUCAGUAG
This is a messenger RNA of Striga asiatica, 1218 nucleotides long. The record is from the annotation of a GenBank genome assembly. Lineage: Eukaryota; Viridiplantae; Streptophyta; Magnoliopsida; Lamiales; Orobanchaceae.